AUGAAGCAUGUUGGUUCCUUUACUGUGAAGCUACCUAUAACAUUUCCUUGCUUAAUCACUGGAAUUAUCUUGAAUCAACACCCUGAAGUUUUGCAUCCUCAAGAAACUCCAAACAAAAAGGACGAGCCUCUGACCUUUAAUAAAAAGCUAUUUGUGGAAACGCAUGUCCUAGACAUUUUAGUGACAAAAUACCAAGGUGAAACUACUGGUGGAAAUUCUUCUCUUGUAUUCAAAGCAACCAGAAAAGAUGCGUUGCUUGAGCUAAUGGAAGUAUCAAAGAUUCUGCAAGAGAUAAUUGCUGCAAGUAUCAUCAGGAAGAGAAAUGUGGAUGAAUUGAUCAAAAUGCUGACCAAGGAGAAGGAUAUUAAGGAUGAAGAAAAAGCUAAUAGUGAAGAGGAAGAACAAUAUGCUAGUGAUGAAGAAAUUUGCAGCUCAUAA
Molecule: messenger RNA, 438 nt
Organism: Lathyrus sativus (Indian pea)
Lineage: Eukaryota; Viridiplantae; Streptophyta; Magnoliopsida; Fabales; Fabaceae
Source: the annotation of a GenBank genome assembly